UAACACUGUUUUCUUGUGAAUUCAACAUUCUUCUUGGUCUAAUUGUCAACGACAUUUCAUUUGUUUUGUGUCACAUUUCGUAGAUUUCUUGUGGCUGCAUCGGGGUCAAAUUAAUUACGUCGAAAUGCUUAAUCACGUGUUGCGACCGCUCACUCGUAAUUUUAUCAGAAGUGGCAGUCGUUCCUCCAGCUCAAAAGCCUUGGAUGAUGUUAAAUUGGCAACAGUAAAUGACAUACCUGGACCAUGUGGACCAUGGAAAGAACAUUAUGACGCAAGACAAAAAGUUUACAAUGCUCAAUUAAUUGCUGGUGUUGGUAUACUAAUUAGUACCAUAGCUUAUGUAUGUAUCAAAUUUAUGUUAUUUCAUUCAAAUUAA
Messenger RNA from Trachymyrmex cornetzi, 376 nucleotides. RefSeq names its product Cytochrome c oxidase subunit 7B (gene COX7B). The record is from RefSeq and is a predicted model, not a curated record. Lineage: Eukaryota; Metazoa; Arthropoda; Insecta; Hymenoptera; Formicidae. The coding region runs from base 125 to 376 and encodes 83 amino acids. The transcript is spliced from 2 exons.